Cornus florida is the source of this 1153-nucleotide messenger RNA. Its product is annotated as nucleoid-associated protein At4g30620, chloroplastic-like. Gene Ontology annotation, molecular function: DNA binding. The transcript is spliced from 7 exons. The record is from RefSeq and is a predicted model, not a curated record. Lineage: Eukaryota; Viridiplantae; Streptophyta; Magnoliopsida; Cornales; Cornaceae. Bases 143 to 727 code for a protein of 194 amino acids.
AUUAAUAAUAUCUUCGAAGUACAAAAUCACAUUUUUCCCAUCUUUCUCUCUCUCAGCUGAAAUCGCUGCUUCCGGUUCCUGAGACCUUCUUUCCCCAUCUCUCUCCCUAAACUCUCACGCAGCAAUUUUGUUCUUCAUAUCAAUGGCGGCGUUUCCUAGUGCCCUAACCGCACAAUUUUCGAACUGCUACCUGCUAAGCAACCACAACAACUUUAGCUCUUCAUUCUCAUUCUGUAAACUAAACGCAAAAGCAAAUACAGUUGGUCUUUCUGUUCUAUCAUGGCCUGGUAGUAAGACUGCUAAGACCCACAGAUCUCUUUGUGUACAUGGUUUAUUUGGAGGGAAAAAGGAAAGUAAUGACAAGAGUGAUGAUUCCCCAUCAAAGGCUGGAAUAUUGGGUAAUAUGCAAAAUCUGUACGAGACUGUUAAGAAAGCCCAGAUGGUAGUCCAAGUUGAGGCAGUUCGUGUGCAAAAGGAACUUGCUGCAGCAGAGUUUGAUGGUUACUGCGAAGGUGAACUAAUAAAGGUAACACUUUCUGGUAACCAGCAGCCUGUGCGAACUGAGGUAACUGAGGCUGCAAUGGAGUUAGGAGCUGAAAAACUUUCCCUCCUAGUGACCGAGGCAUACCAGGAUGCACACCAGAAGAGUGUCCAGGCCAUGAAGGAGAGAAUGAGUAAUCUUGCCCAGAGCUUAGGAAUGCCACAAGGCCUAGAGGGAUUGAAGUAAAAUUUAUUGAUGAAGAUAAGAUGUGAUCUUGUGUACAACUCUCGUCUCUCGUCAUGGUGGCCAUAUGUAUUGUCAUGGUGGCCAUAUGUGAUGCGACUCGGCUAUUAUCAACACAUCAAUUUUAGACAUGAUGCAUUUUGUAGUUAUUUCUGAUUUGGAAUGCCAAACAUCUCAUUUUCGCGCAGACAAGAUUGUCCAAAUUCUCAGAGUUGGAACAAGAACCAAAUUGAAGCAGUUGCUGCAGGCGCUUCAUACCCAAGACUCUGAAGUUCCGUUUAUUUUUGUGUAGAAGCUUUGUUGGCCAAGAAAAAAAGAGAUUCUAACUUGUAUCGACCAUGCUAUGUUAGCUGGCCUAAAACAUCCUCUCUUCAAUAAGUUUUCUUGGAACAAUAGUGAUUUUAGUGCGAAGUUUUUACUUUUCAGUAA